Closterium sp. Yama58-4 is the source of this 1545-nucleotide messenger RNA. Lineage: Eukaryota; Viridiplantae; Streptophyta; Zygnematophyceae; Desmidiales; Closteriaceae. The record is from the annotation of a GenBank genome assembly.
AUGUCGUACCACCCAACAACGUCAAAAUGCCAAUUUUCCCUCACAGUAGCGCCAUUCACAAAUAUUUCCUUCCUCCUUGUACUUCCACAUUCCUGCGUUUGGCUUGAAGACUUGAAGCUGAAGCUUUCAUUGACGGACAAGACCUUGAGGGAUGUUGGAAGUGUCAGGGAGGACACAGAAGUCGCGGUGGAAAAGCCUGGUCAUUUCAUUUUGGAACAUCACUUUCACAAGAAGUCCACAAGGUUCCAAUUCCAUGGGCACACGAAAGUGGCCGAUAAGCCCGUAUAUCUUACCUUCGUCCACCACCACGGCCCCGAUGUGACGACGCUGGAGGCCAACACCACACUGAGUGAUGACACUAAGGCAGUUGUGAAACACAAUUUCGCCAAGAAAGGUCCUUUGGUGCGAUUGGAGCACAGGUACAAGGACACCAUCUUUAAGCCACUGUACGACUUCGGCGAGGGGAAAUGGGCCGUGGGAUUUCAGAUCAAGCAGAAGUUGAAAAGGGAUCACCUGGAGGUGUCAUACUGGCACCACAGGGAGCGGGCUGAAGUCGAGUACCACAAGCACACCGAUGAAGGUGGUCCUUUCAAGGUCAUUGCCGUCUUCCACUGCAAGCAUGGUGGGAGGCGCCCAGCAUUGCUGCCGCGAUUUACGCGAUUUCAGUUUAGCAGGAAGAAAGUGAAUGGUACGGAGUUCAUGGAGUCUGCUGUUCAGCACGAGGAGCAAGAGUCGCCGUGUUCUGUAGACAGAGAAGCCAUGUCCAUGCCUCGUCGAUCUGACUUCACUUACACUUCUUGUUACUGUGAGGAAAACGUGUAUUUGCUCUGUCGUUCGCUGGUUUCAAAAGGCGUCGCACACGUGGAUGAUUUGGCCGUCGUCUUCAUUUCCAAUCCUGACCGCAAGGUUCCCAUGUGGUGUCAGAAGGCCAGCAUGUGUCGCUCCGAUGAUAACAGUGGGAAUGAGGGGGGCAAUGGUGGGGAGGAGCAGGGUUUGGUGGUUUGGGACUACCAUGUCAUUGCCAUCCAUGUGAAGCACAUCAAUGGAGAGGGAGUUAGUGACGGAGCAGGAUCUGAAAGGAGUAGGUGUCGCAAGUGGUAUGUGUGGGACCUUGACACAGUAUUGGCCUUUCCAAGUCUUGCAACCGAGUAUGUGCGGCGAGCGCUGUGGGCUGGGAGAACUUCCCUCCUUCCUCUACAAGAUUCUUAUCAAAGGCUUUACAGGGUGGUUUCUGCUUCCAAUUAUUUCAGAUUCUUUGCGUCUGAUCGGUCUCACAUGCGUGACACUAUCACAAACAUUUGGCUAGCCAGCCCUCCAACGUAUCCAUGCAUUUUCUCUCAAGAUGGUGAGACGAACAGGCUGGAGUCAUACAUCCAAAUGUCCCCUGUUGACUCCGUGGACAUUAAGGUGGUAUGUAAGGACUAUUCUGAAUGUAACCCAGAAAGUGUGAACUGGGUUGCUUGGAAGACGUUGCUUUGUGCACACAACUUCGGGGUGGUACUGGAUGAAGUGUCAUUUUGCCUGCUCCUUGGAGCAAGUGUUUGA